AUGUUAAAUGAUGAUGAAAAUGGUAAUCCAAAAUGGGAAGGAUUGGAACAACGUGGUACGCAAUGGCGUGAAUUUAAAUGCGGUAAAACUCGCUAUCAAUUAUCGUUUAAGCGUAAUUGGCUUCUUGGUUGUGUUGAUAAUAAUGAUAAGCAUUCUUGUGAUGCAUCCAGCGAAGAGAGUGAUGAUCUACCAACAGAUCUCAAUCCGAUCAUUGAAGUCAAAUCCACUACACCAAGCGUUCUCGAUGUAUCAUCGUUGAAAAGACGCCGUAAAGGACGACUUAGCACAUUGGAUCGUUUUCCAUCAAUGAUGAAAAUAUCUAAUGGUACAUUGGGACAGGAUAUGGAAAGUAGCAUCUGUUCACAGACAUGGUCUGAAAUACCUCAUCUCGAUGGUGCAACUGCAUCAUUAGGUUCAAUACGUUUACCACCUGUUCACUAUUUAGGUAAUACACUUCGCAGUAAACAUCAGGUACGACGUAAAUUACGUGCUCGACGUCUUCCACGAUCUAUGUCUGAUGGUGAACAUAUUGGAAUGUAUAUGGAUGCAUCAAUUCAUUCAGCUCCCGGAGCAUCAAUGUCACACUGGAAUGCUAAUCUGUGUCUCGAUAGUGAUAGCACAGGACCGGAUCAGAGUGAUGCUCCACCAUAUGAAUGGGAUGAUUAUAGA
Messenger RNA from Acanthocheilonema viteae, 669 nucleotides. The record is from the annotation of a GenBank genome assembly. Lineage: Eukaryota; Metazoa; Nematoda; Chromadorea; Rhabditida; Onchocercidae.